CAGGGAUCUGCAAUACAUUGCAGCUACGUUGUGACAUGUGGAGGUCUAUAUUCAGACAGGCUGUCCCAGAAAUCAGGCUGCAGUAGUGAGCCACGAAUAGUGCCUUUUCGGGGAGAUUACUUGGUGCUAAAACCUGAAAAACACUACUUAGUCAAAGGCAACAUUUAUCCUGUUCCAGAUCCAAAGUUUCCUUUCCUUGGUGUGCACUUUACGCCCAGAAUGGAUGGUAGUGUCUGGCUUGGACCAAAUGCAGUUUUGGCAUUUAAACGAGAAGGUUACAAUGUUUUUGAUUUUGACCCACACGAUUUUGCAGAUGCCAUGUCCUAUAGUGGCGUCCAAAAACUUAUAUUGAAAAAUAUAGCCUUUGGCUUGAAUGAAAUGUACAGAGGAGUUGUAAUGGGUGCCCAAGUGAAACAGCUUCAAAGGUACAUACCAGCACUCACCGUGAAUGAUGUCACAAGAGGGCCGUCUGGAGUAAGAGCCCAAGCCUUGGACAAAGAUGGCAAUCUUGUGGAUGACUUUGUGUUUGAUGGAGGUUCUGGUGCAAUUGGGAGCCGUGUUCUUCACGUUCGAAAUGCCCCUUCUCCUGCAGCAACUUCAUCCUUAGCUAUUGGUGAAAUCAUUGCUGACGAAGCAGAAAAGAAAUUUAAGUUGUAAUAUUUUACAUGUUUAUGUUUUCUAAAAUUUUGCUAAGUUACGCACAGCCAAAUAUGGCAAAAUCUAAAACUCAGAAUGAAAACUCAGUAAGUCAGAUGAAUAGCUGAAUUACUUGUUACUGUAUGUGGUUUCUCUUUUUAUACUUCUACAAGAUUGAGUCCUACUGAAGACUGUUGCACUGAAAUUCAUUACAUAGACUGAAGGCUGUUGCACUGAAAUUCAUUACAUAGACUGAAGGCUGUUGCACUGAAAUUCAUUACACAGACUUUUAUUUGUGAAUUUAAUCAAAGGAGGCUGAUCCUCUCCAGCCUAUUUCAGAAAUGCCUUAUUUGCAUAUGUAAAAGUUUCAAUAGCUAAUUAUUAAUGCUGAAUUAUAUUAACCCAGCUUAAAC
This is a messenger RNA of Rhincodon typus (whale shark), 1049 nucleotides long. Its product is annotated as L-2-hydroxyglutarate dehydrogenase, mitochondrial-like. Gene Ontology annotation, molecular function: (S)-2-hydroxy-acid oxidase activity; (S)-2-hydroxyglutarate dehydrogenase activity. The annotation marks the transcript as partial. The record is from RefSeq and is a predicted model, not a curated record. The transcript has 4 exons. NCBI's taxonomy places the organism in Eukaryota, Metazoa, Chordata, Chondrichthyes, Orectolobiformes, Rhincodontidae.